CGUCGGGCCCCCGCCCGCCGGGCAGGGCUGGAGAGCGGCCAGCUCCGCAGUGGGCCCCCUGCUUCCAGCCCCGUGCUUUUAAAAGCAGAUGCAAAGGAUCUGUUGCAUAACCUGAAUGGUAACGGACCCGGCAAAAACCAUCCUGCGUCUCCUUCCCGCUUGGUUUAUGCAGGUGAAGGCUCUGGGGGAAAGCUCUGUAACAGAGGAGCCCCAGAGGACCGCUAGCCAUGGCCGUACCUAUUGCGGUUCUUGACUGCGACCUCUUGCUCUAUGGCCGCGGGCACAGGACUUUGGAUCGCUUCAAGCUGGAGGAUGUCACGGAUGAGUAUCUAGUAUCCACGUACGGCUUUCCCCGACAGUUCAUUUACUACCUGGUCAAUCUCCUGGGAGCCAGUCUCUCUCGCCCUACGCAGCGGUCCAGGGCCAUCAGUCCAGAGACGCAGAUACUUGCUGCGCUGGGUUUCUAUACCUCCGGCUCCUUCCAGACUCGCAUGGGGGACGCUAUUGGCAUCAGUCAAGCCUCCAUGAGCCGCUGCGUUGCCAAUGUGACUGAGGCAUUGGUGGAGAGAGCCUCACAGUUUAUUCACUUUCCUGAGGAUGAAGCUACUGUUCAGAGCCUGAAGGAUGACUUUUAUGGGCUGGCAGGCAUGCCGGGAGUGCUGGGGGUGGUUGACUGCACUCACGUGGCAAUCAAAGCGCCGAAGGCCGAGGACCUAUCCUAUGUGAACCGAAAGGGACUCCAUUCUCUGAACUGCCUGAUGGUGUGUGAUGCCAGAGGAGUCCUCCUGAGUGCAGAAACACACUGGCCGGGCAGCCUGCCUGACUGCACAGUGUUACAGCAGGCAGCCCUUACAAGCCAAUUUGAAACUGAGCUACAUAAAGAUGGCUGGCUACUUGGUGACAGCUCCUUCUUUCUCCGAACAUGGUUGAUGACCCCUCUGCAUAUCCCCGAGACACCUGCAGAAUAUCGUUACAACAUGGCACAUUCUGCCACGCACAAUGUCAUUGAGCGGACGUUCAGAACCAUUCGGUCACGUUUCCGCUGCCUGGAUGGGUCCAAAGGCACCCUGCAGUAUUCUCCAGAGAAAUCCAGCCACAUCAUUCUGGCCUGCUGCGUGCUCCACAACAUCUCCCUCAAACACGGGUUGGAUGUGUGGUCUUCCCCAGCCACAGGGCACAUGGAACAACCGGAAGAAGAGUACGAGCAAAUGGAAUCAAUGGACUUGGAAGCCUGUCGUAUUCGUCAGGAGCUUCUACUUACUCAUUUUAGCUAACGUUGUGACAGAAGGAAUGCUUCUAGCGCUUCAUCUGGGGAGAUACACAGUGGAAAUACACCCCUUCCUCUUUAAGUUUGAAAGGACUGAGUAGACGUGAGACCAGGAGAAACUUUGACUCUCUUAAUUUCAGGGGGUAUUCUGAACUUCUCUUGAUCGCUCCAGAGAUGCAGUUUAAUUGCUAGAUUUUUACUGUCGUAAUGCUGAUAGACUCCCCUUUCAUCUGAUUUAGAGAACUAACGUGAGAUCAGCGGAAAAACUUGGGAAAUUGUCUUUGAUAAUUAGAAAAAAUCUGUAAGCCUCGCACGGUUUUACAAAGCAACAAUUCUGUGCCACUUUGUAACCCAAACCAUUUAGGAUUGAUUUUUAAACAGUAUUUCACAGAAAUUAAACCUCCAUGUGGACUCCUGUCUACCCUGAAUUUGUGAGCAGCAAAGCCAACAUUUAUCUUUUCAU
Messenger RNA from Egretta garzetta (little egret), 1730 nucleotides. It is a transcript of the gene HARBI1, whose product is annotated as harbinger transposase derived 1. The transcript has 2 exons. Bases 228 to 1274 code for a protein of 348 amino acids. The record is from RefSeq and is a predicted model, not a curated record. Lineage: Eukaryota; Metazoa; Chordata; Aves; Pelecaniformes; Ardeidae.